AACACGGCGAGGAUAAAGCAAGAUGGCGUCUGACGGUGAAGACGUUAUUGCAGUCGUCACAGUUCAGUGUUCUUAAUCUGUGCCUCCAUGUACACAUAUAUGUCCUUUAUUACACUCUAGUAAAUAGAGUAAACAUCGUUAAUAACUUAGCGCACUUUGAUGCUUCUCCAGCUAGCUUAGCUUGCUAGUUAGCUUAGCUUGUUAGCUGCUAACAAAGAGAGGCGGAAGUGAUCAAAACACAUCGCUAAGCAGAGAUCAAGUGUGAGUGUAAAGUGUUGUGAUUGUGUGAAAAUGUGCGAAAGAACCAUAGCAGAGUACGAGGAGGAACUUUGUCCAACAAAAGAGGAGAAGGAGCGACAACAUCAAAAACAUCAAGUUGUGUUACACAGAACAGACAUCCAUCAGCUGAUUGGACACCAAGAAGAAUGUCUCCCUCAUCUGCAGGGGGACAGUUUCACUUCAGAGUAUCCACAGCCCUCUUAUUUUAAAGAGGAAGAGGAGGGAGAGUGUCCUGUAGGGCAGGAGGAGGCUGACCUCAGCAAGUUUCCACUGACUGUUGUCUCUGUGAAGACUGAAGAGCAUGAAGACAAACCACCUGAGUCCUCACAGCUUCAUCACAGUCCAAAUGUCUGUGAAGAACUUCUUCUCCCUGAGCAACAGAAGUGGAAUUUCAGGACGGAGCCACAGCCCUCCCACGAUAAAAAAGAAGAGGAACACCCACUGAUCCCCCAUUUUAAAGAGGAAGAGGAUGACCCACAGACCACUGACAUCAAAAAGGUAGAGGAGGACCCACUGACACCCCGUUUUAAAGAGGAAGUAGUGGAUCAACUGAGUCCUCACAUUAAGGAGGAAGAGGAGGACCCACUGAGCCCUCACAUUAAAGAGGAAGACCCACUGAGCCCUCACAUUAAAGAGGAAGAGGAGGAACACAGCAUCAGUCAGGAGGGUGAGCAUCUUGAUUGGUUGGAGGAGUUCCCAGUCAUUGUUGUCCCUGUGAAGAGUGAAGAUGAUGAGGUCAAAGGUGAGAGUGAGGAGAGGGGAGGGGCGGAGCCUCCAAGCAGCAGCUCAACUCAACACAUGACAACAGAAGCUGAUGGAGACCACUGUGGAGGAUCACAAGCAGACAAGCUCUUAGCUCCACUAUCAGAUAGUGAGGACACAACGUCACACUCUCCUGACACUGAUGAUGAAGACUCUAAAGAUGAUAAGACAUGUCACACUGACAACACACACCUCACAUGUUCUCACUGCGACAAAACUUUUAAAUAUCCUAGUAAAUUGAAAAUACACAUGAGAACACACACUGCAGGAAAAACUUUUUCAUGUUCAAUAUGCGGUAAAGAUUUUACUGAUAGGCACGAUUUGAAAAUACACAUGAGAACACACACUGGAGAAAAACCUUUUUCCUGCUCAGAAUGUGGUAAAAGUUUUGUAACGAAUAAAACCUUAAAAGCACAUAUGGGAACACACACUGAAGAAAAACCGUUUUUAUGUUCAAUCUGUGGUAAAGGUUUUACUCGAAGGUACUAUUUCAAAACACACAUGAGAACACACACUGGAGAAAAACCUUUUUCGUGUUCAAUUUGCGGUAAAGAUUUUACUCAUAGGCACGAUUUGAAAAUACACAUUAGAAUACACACUGGAGAAAAACCUUUUUCCUGCUCGGAAUGCGGUAAAGGUUUUAUUCAAAGGUACAAUUUGAACGUACACAUGAGAAUACACACCGGAGAAAAGCCUUUUUCCUGCUCAGAAUGUGAUAAAAGUUUUAUAACAAAUCAAACCUUAAAAGCCCACAUGGAAACACACAAAGAAGAAAAACCUUAUUUAUGUUUAGUCUGUGGUAAAGAUUUCACUCGAAGGUACUAUUUCAAAACACACAUGAGUACACACACCGGGGAAAAAACUUUUUCUUGUUCAAUCUGCGGUAAAGAUUUUACUCGAAGUGAGAAUUUCAAAACACACAUGAGAAUACACACUGGAGAAAAACCUUUUUUAUGUUCAAUUUGUGGUAAAGAUUUUAAUCGAAGGGACUAUUUCAAAACACACAUGAGAAUACACACUGGAGAAAAACCUUACACGUGUUCAGUAUGUUGUAAAAGUUUUAUACAAACGACAUAUUUGAAAAGACACAUGAGAACACACACAUGAGAGAAAGUGUUGAGUUGCAGUGUGUGUGGUGAAAGAUUCUCUUCUAAGUCCCAGUGUAAGAAACACAAGUGUGCUGGUGAGAACAGCAGCAGCAAAUGAAGAUGCAGGAUUUGAAAUAAACUGUCAAAACUUGACUUUGACCUUCUAGCAACAUCAGCACAUAGUUUCUAACAUUUAUAGAUUAGAUAUAGAUUAUUGUUUUGUUCAGUCAGGUACAUGUUUUAUUAUUAAACUUACUUUUAUUUAAAAAUUAACACAACACUUUGACAGUAAAGGUGAGAAUAAACAGGACAAAACAUGUUGCAAAUACUUUUUUGUGUAUAGAGAUAUUCAGAAAUCAUUUUUUAUUAGUAAUGAUGCAAUAAAUGAACUCCUUUAUAUGAUGUACAUAUUUGUUUUACAUGUGUUCAUACCUUUGCUUUUGAGUACACAUAAAUCCCUCUUAGUUCAUAUUUACUGGUUCACAUCUGAAACAUCUUCUGGACCACUUCUGGAAGCAUAUUAUUAUUUACUUUAUACAUCAUUUGAACAGUUGUCUUUUAUACAAGAUCAUUUACUUUUAAAAUGUGUGACUUUCUGAAUCAUUUGUUGGGUCUCUAUAUUCCAUUCUUUUAAUUAUCUUUAUUACGCUCUUUUGUAAUAUGAAUAUUGUUUUAUAUGUAUGUCCCCUUUAUGCAAUAUGUAGAUGAGAGAAAAUGGCAACAUUAUAUGUGGAAGGUUGUGAAGGAUAGUUUUGUUUUUAAUAAUCAACAUUUUUUAUUAAAACACUACAUGACAA
Nerophis ophidion (straightnose pipefish) is the source of this 2926-nucleotide messenger RNA. Its product is annotated as gastrula zinc finger protein XlCGF57.1-like. The record is from RefSeq and is a predicted model, not a curated record. Lineage: Eukaryota; Metazoa; Chordata; Actinopteri; Syngnathiformes; Syngnathidae. Gene Ontology annotation, cellular component: transcription regulator complex; PcG protein complex. The coding region runs from base 292 to 2148 and encodes 618 amino acids. Gene Ontology annotation, biological process: regulation of transcription by RNA polymerase II. Gene Ontology annotation, molecular function: DNA-binding transcription factor activity, RNA polymerase II-specific; RNA polymerase II cis-regulatory region sequence-specific DNA binding. The transcript is spliced from 3 exons.